This is a messenger RNA of Raphanus sativus (radish), 996 nucleotides long. RefSeq lists its product as uncharacterized. Lineage: Eukaryota; Viridiplantae; Streptophyta; Magnoliopsida; Brassicales; Brassicaceae. Bases 1 to 996 code for a protein of 331 amino acids. The record is from RefSeq and is a predicted model, not a curated record. The transcript has a single exon.
AUGUAUUCAAUUCCAAAUGUUUUAAACUCUUAUGGUGACAAUACUAUGAAUCUUCACGGUUCUGUUCCCAUCCAAAUGAACUCCAGCUUUGGAGAUCACGAGACUAAAAGGUUUCGGUCAAUGUUUACUUCUGACAUCACAAACCACCAUGGUGUGUUCUCUCCCUCUCAUGUUUCUAACAGUUACCAAGAUUCACAUGUCUAUUCAUCUUCUUUUGGUUACAAUAACCCACAUGCGGCUUAUCAGAUGAGAACAAACAUGGUCUCUGAUGUCGUUGAUUACUUUUCUAUUAACGAUAACCCGCAUCUUUCUCAAGUCUCUAUCACCCAAACUAUCACAAAAAGGUACUCUGCUAUAGUUCCUACUAGUAGCCUGAUUACUGCCCAAAAUGAAUAUGAACGUGCUAUGAAUCACAACAUUUCAAAUCCUUCCUUUUGCCCUCAAACUUUUGUUGACAAUCAUAGCACCUACCCUCAAACGUUUGUUGACAAUCAGAACAACAUCUUAAACCCUACACCUCUCAAUACCGUUUUUCCUAGGAAUCUAGACCAAUUUUCUUUUUCACCAAAGCACCACCAUGACCAACAUGUUCCCCAUCGUCGACCAGUGAUUAAACGUCGAAGAUUUGAAGAAAUUUUUGACGGUUUUGAUUUUGAGGAGAGCGGUGUAUACGAUGGUCGGACACAUAGCCUACCUUAUGAGAAAUACGGUCCAUAUACAUGUCCAAAAUGCAAUAAUGUGUUUGAUACUUCACAAAAGUUUGCAGCGCAUAUAUCUUCGGUUCACUACAAGAAUGAGACGGUCGAAGAAAAAGCAAAGAGAUACAACGCGAGGAACAAAAAAAGAUUUCGUAAGAUAGACCAAUCUCAGAUGAUCGAACCCGAAGAAAGAGUUUUCGAGGAAAACGGAGGCAAUAACAACAUUGCAAGUGGCAUCGAGGCUUCCCAACGACAGCUGGUUGUUAAAGAAGAACCUACUUAUGAUGUUGUUGAUUGA